UCUGCCGACAGUUGUCAAAGUGAUCUUCAACGCUGUUAGUGAAAGUAAAAAAUAAAAAAAAGAAAUUCCAUACAGUUGCCGUUCAAUAUGAGUGGUACUCAAACUAUGGUUAGCGGUGUCAAAAUCUUUCAGGACAAUUACAUAAUCAAGAAGAUCCUGGAAUGUUUGAGCCUGAGUGAGCAACUACGCCUGCUGGAUGUUAGUGAAUCAUUUCGCUAUGUUAUAGUCAAUCUGAUAUGGCUUGUCAAAUAUCGCACUUUGCAUUUGCACCAAACACUCUAUGAGACGUUGAUAGAUGAGCCUGCUAUGCCAUUGGCCCCUGGAGACGCAGUUGAUAUGGCCAAGCAUGACUAUCUGGGUCUAAACAGAAUCAAACAAUCGAAGGUCGCCUUAAAGGUGCAACUUUGUAAACGCUUCCUGCGGUCACAUGCCCCCAAUGUGAAAAUUCUCAAAGUGUAUUCGGAGUAUUACGAUUUUAAAGGUUUCCAGGGUGUCACCCUUAAUAGCAUUGACAUUUUCAAAAAUAUUCUGCACUUGAGCUACCACAAGCUGGUGGUUACCAAUGAACAGUUGGCCCUUUUGUCUCAGCAUUGUCGUCAACUGCGAAGAGUUGAGUUUAUCGAGUGUUUUUGUGAGGAACUCGCCACCCUCAUACCGGGCGAUAACUUAAAAAUUGAAAAUUUGGUGAAUAUGCCACGCCUGGAGGCUCUUAUCAUUCAAGCGGAUCCCUCGCUGACAGCUCCACGCAAUGAGAUGGAAUGCAACAUUUUGUGGCAACUGCUCAAUGAACUACAGCUAAAAUGCCUUCAGCUGAGGAACAUCACCAUAGUCGACAGCCAAUGGACCGAGGGCAAUGGCGCAGGCGAUUUUCAAGACAUAGACUCGAGCUGCUUGCAGUGCCUGGAUGUUGGCUACAUAUCCGAUGAGUUCUGGCAUACUUUCACAGGUUUCUUGAAGAAGUUGCCCGAAUUGCGUGAACUAUUCAUAAAGGUGGCCAAUUGCAAUACUGCCAUCAAGCUUGCUACGGUGGAGAUAUUGUCUGCGACCUGCCAGCAUUUGCAGCGUUUAUCCAUAGAGAAUUGCGAUUUGCAUGUGGAGAAUUUUUGCGUUUUUAAAAAACUGAAAGAGCUCUCAUUGACCGGCUGUGGUGGCUUUACAUUUGCCAAUUUGCAACAGGUUAUGGGAGGCCUGGAAUUGGAGCGUUUCACCUUAAUCAACACUCGUGUGCUGGGAGUCAUUUAUCACAUCUAUGUCUCGCCCUCCCUGCAGUCCAUUACGGUGGACACCAUACUGUUUACCACCAUUUCGGAGGCAUUCCAAAAGUCCCUUAACAAGUUUGAGAAUUUGCAUUCGCUGAAUUGGCUAAAUGGUGACAUCAAUGACAAUUGGAUCAUUGACAAGUGUCCAAACCUGAGGGUGCUGAACAUACCAAAUGUCUAUUUGCUGCGCAGAGUGGUCUUUACCAUGAAAUCAUUGCAGCACUUAACCUUCACCUCCUGCAAAGGACUUUCGUGGCGUUUCAUAUGGAUUUUGAUAAAAAAUUUAACGCUGAAAUGUUUGAAUUUACAGACUCACGAUCUCAUGAACGACCACAAGGAAAUUCCUCAGAGCACUAAAACUACGCUCCGCAUGAUUAUCAUACCAUUUGGUAUUUUUCAAGAGGCCGAAACAUUUUGGCUGGAUUUAUUGAACUUAAAUGAACGCCUUAAAAUUCUCUUUUAUGGUAGUCAUGAGAAUUUGCUGCACAUAAAUUUUAUUCACAAUUUGCUGAGACACCAGCACCUGCCACAGAGACUACGAUACCUCAAAAUUUGUGGAUUUUCAAUAGAUAUAUGCGACUUGCAGAAUAAACUGAUGGAUACAAUGCAGCAAAUAAAUGGAAAUACUAGUCACUAUCGAUCCAGGAAUAUGCCAUUUACAAUUGAAAUAUAAUGAAGUUGAAAUUAGUCCAUAUUUGUAAACACUGCAACAGGUUGGGGGUGUAUUCAAUUAAACGUACCACUAAAAUCACAAAGUAUUGAUAAUGCUUAAACCAUAACAAAAGGAUCUGGACCAAAUAAAUAGCAAACAACCUUUAAAAGAAA
Molecule: messenger RNA, 2084 nt
Organism: Stomoxys calcitrans (stable fly)
Lineage: Eukaryota; Metazoa; Arthropoda; Insecta; Diptera; Muscidae
Exons: 2
Coding region: 88-1932 (614 amino acids)
Biological process (GO): SCF-dependent proteasomal ubiquitin-dependent protein catabolic process
Cellular component (GO): SCF ubiquitin ligase complex
Source: RefSeq, a predicted model, not a curated record